Hyalella azteca is the source of this 592-nucleotide messenger RNA. It is a transcript of the gene RpS18, whose product is annotated as 40S ribosomal protein S18. Lineage: Eukaryota; Metazoa; Arthropoda; Malacostraca; Amphipoda; Hyalellidae. Bases 113 to 571 code for a protein of 152 amino acids. Gene Ontology annotation, cellular component: ribosome; cytosol; small ribosomal subunit. The transcript is spliced from 4 exons. Gene Ontology annotation, biological process: translation. Gene Ontology annotation, molecular function: RNA binding; structural constituent of ribosome. The record is from RefSeq and is a predicted model, not a curated record.
UUGUGGCAACAUUUUAAAUUCCUUCAGUGUUGAUGUUUUCGUGUGGCGAAGGUUGAGCGGCUUCUAAAGUCUAGAAAUUUUUCGUAGGAUUGAUAUAUGUAAAUUUAGCACCAUGUCGCUGAUUAUCCCAGACAAGUUCCAGCACAUCUUGCGUUUGAUGAGCUCCACUGUUGAUGGCAAGCGGAAGGUUAUGUUUGCCCUUACUGCCAUCAAAGGAGUUGGUCGUCGCUAUGCCAACAUUGUUCUCAAGAAGGCCGACAUUGACAUCAACAAGAGAGCAGGAGAACUCACUGAAGAAGAGGUUGAGAAGGUCGUUACGAUCAUGAACAAUCCUCGUCAGUACAAGAUCCCUGACUGGUUCCUCAACAGACAGAAGGAUGCCAAGGACGGCAAAUACGGCCAGGUGCUUGCUGCUAACCUGGAAGGUAAGCUUCGUGAGGAUCUCGACCAUCUAAUCAAGAUCACAGCGCAUCGCGGUCUUCGUCAUUACUGGGGCCUUCGUGUGCGCGGUCAGCACACUAAGACCACCGGCCGCAGGGGCAGGACUGUUGGUGUCUCCAAGAAGAAAUAAAUAUUCUUUAUUUCGCGUCGA